CAAUUCGGCCCACCCCAAUGCCAGUUCAUGUUAGCUUUCACUGCAUGAUUUGGCUCGAGUAAUUUUUUAGGCGAGGUAUCCUGCGCUACACUACAGGAUCUACAGGAUCCCCCCACUCGUGGUCUGGCAAGGAUGGCGAGCCUCGCGGGCGACAAUCUCCCCGCCGUCCGCGAGCAGCGACCAAGGCCAGCGUUGGCCUGGGCGGCAUCCAGCGCGGCGCCCACACCGAGGCAGCCCUCGACUUCCAGGAUGGUCCGUGGGCGCCCCAACCUGAUCCGCAGGCCUCUGGGGCUCCGACUUCCUGGGGUUUCGGCCACCUGGACUGACGGAGACCUACCCUACAUGAGGAGGCCCGCCACGGGCCAAGAGACCCUCCCCGAGCAUCGCCCGGGCAACGGCACAUCGGUCCAUCCCACGGCCGAGAUGUACACUGCCCCCGAGUUGCUUGGAGUGGAGCUGGCCAGCAGAGAGGCCAUGAACGACCCGCCGAGCGACACCUCGCGGACUCCGACAUCUCCGCGGAGUCCCUGGAGCCCUCCUGUGAAAUAAAUAGUGUCAGUGCUGAUCUGUACGCAGUGUAGCAUAGCAUGCCAGCAAGCAUAUGCUCUUUCGUAACUAUUUGGGCUCAAUCCUUUAAGGGCCCUUGAGCUUGGGCGUAUCGGUAGACACCUCGCAGGUGCCGCUAAGCA
Prorocentrum cordatum is the source of this 689-nucleotide messenger RNA. NCBI's taxonomy places the organism in Eukaryota, Dinophyceae, Prorocentrales, Prorocentraceae. The record is from the annotation of a GenBank genome assembly.